AUGAAAUAUUCGCUAUAUUUGGCGAGGAAGUACGCUGCCGAAGGUUGGUGGGAUCGAGCGAUUCGGCAUUACCUCACUGUACUAUUCACUUAUCAGAAUGUUGAACAACGAGAAAUCGAAUUUGCCGAUGAGUUCCGUACAGUUCUCGAAAGUUGGAUGUGCUAUUCAAGAAAUGCCGAUUCAUGUCUCAGCGCUUUGUUCGCUCCCAUUCUGAAUUUGUUCCCAAAAUGCGUGCCAAUCGUCACACUGCUUUCGGAGCACGUUUCCGGAAGUGCCAUAUUCCUAGAAGACACUGGCGAGACAGGAGUAUGCUCGUACGAUAACCUCAAAGCGGCUAUAAAUGCUGAAUGCGAUGAACUGAUGGGAGCCGUCUUUCGUGUCUCUUCUGCUAACAUCCGAAGUGGUGUUUUUGAUCAAUGGCACAUGUUUAUGAUCAAUGAUCAGGAGAGAAAUACGAAAUUCUUUGAAGCUCUGAAGAAUACAGUUUCAUCUACUGAUCAUGUGCUGGAUAUUGGCACAGGAACAGGAAUAUUAAGUGUCUAUGCGGCUAGAUGUGGUGCGUUGAAGAUAUCAGCAAUUGAGGCAAAUCCAACACUUUACCAGAUGGCCAAAAGAAUCCUCGCUCUCAAUGGAGUGGCUAAUGUGAAGGUCAUACACGAGUAUUCGUACGAAUAUGAUCCUGAAGAAGACGAGUUGGCAGAUGUGGUUGUAUCAGAGAUACUCGAUUGUUGUGCUUUUGGUGAGGGAGUGAUUCCAGCGUUCCUUGACGCUCACCUCAGGCUUACGAAAAACACAGCCCGAUUCAUACCUUCUAACGUGGCUCUGUUCGCGACGUUGUUAGAGUCGCCUUCGAUCUACCUCACUCAUUCGUUCACUUCCCCUUCCGGCAAAGAGUAUCGGUCCGAAUAUGUGCCGUGUAAUGGACAAAAACCAAAUGAGCCAUACUGGGUUGUACGAGUGUCAGACUUGCCAGAUGCAAAGCAGCUCUCAACACCCAGGGAGGUGCUCAUGGUGGACUUUCAGAACGUCAAUGAGCUCCAUCGCUACGUGUUUGGUCACAAUGGCGUUAUUGAGAUUUCUCCCACUUGCUCCGGAACGCUCCACGCAAUAGCAGUUCAUUUCAAGGCUUUGAUAUGGGGAGAUCAGUAUAUCGAUACAUCCAAGAGCACUUGCUGGGAGCAAGGUAUAUUCCCUCUACCGUAUCCAAUGCGGGUUAACCAAGGUGAUGUGGUAGUUUUGAAGUGGUCUCUGAAGAGAACCAGAUUCGAUAUUACAGUGGAUUAUAUUGCGAAUUCCGAAGGUUUGCAGAUGGCUAAUUCUCAGGCACUUCCCAAUCGCGAGGUGAUUUUGCGAAGUCAGCUUGACUACCGUACGAUGAAUAACGAUAUGCUGCUUUUCGCGAUCACUCGACUUCUACCUUCCAUUAGCAGAUACUCUUGGAAUUUGGAUGGAGAACUCAGCGCCGAAGAACUCGGAGUUGUGAGAUACCUGCCACACUUUUUGAUAGAUGCGAAGGAUAUCAAUGGGACAAGCGAUACAGAGGUGGAUGAAGGUUACGGUGACCAGUGUGUUGUGGUGUGGCCAAUACGGGGUGAUGGAUCGGUUAGUGAAGUGUUUUUGAAUCUGCUCCGGUCUUUACGGGCGAGAGAUGAUAUUCCGCCUUCGCUGAAGCAUUGUGGAUAUCUUACCGAUCGUCUUUCUGCUCAUGGUGUGCUGGUUUCAUCGGAACGUUUGUCAAAACUCACAAGGGUACAGCAAGAUUCUCAAUGUGGUGCUGAUUUGUCUCCGAUUCAAAUGUACAAUCUACUGGAAUACAGGGAUAUAGAGAUUUCAACAUUCGAACAUCACAUUUGUUCAAAUGAGUUUCGCUUCCUCCAUCUUGGCGAAGAAGACACGGAAUUGCUUUCGAAAAAGAUUGAGGUGCGGUCUACUUCAUCAGGUCUUGUAGAGGGUGUUCUAUACUGGUGGCAAUUGGAUCAUUAUUAUUCGACGCGACAGGAUCGCGGAACCUUUUUCAUAUUCAGGGAACCGAUCUCAGUGAAUGUCGGCACUGUGGUGAGUUAUACUCAUUUUGCUCAAUGA
Molecule: messenger RNA, 2082 nt
Organism: Cooperia oncophora
Lineage: Eukaryota; Metazoa; Nematoda; Chromadorea; Rhabditida; Trichostrongylidae
Source: the annotation of a GenBank genome assembly